ACACAAAAUGCCUGAGUGUCAAAGGCAGACAGUGAAACUUCUGGAAGGAGAAGCUGGUGAGAAGUUGAGCCUGAGUUCUCCCAGGAACAGAGUGAGCAGGCCCAGAAGCCACAGCACACAGAACAGGGCUGUGAGGACAGCAUCCUUGGCAUCAUGCUUCUACAGCUUGGCACUAAGAGCAUUGGGUGGGACUGCUUUCCAAAGGACGUCAUUACCCACAAAGGAGAGAAAGGUGGACAUACAUGUAAAAAAGGAGAUGACCUGCUGAUUGGUGUGCCUAGUGAAGCCACAAUUCUUGGGACCAUCCAGCUACUAUGUGCCUUGAUGAUUGCAAGCUUUGGGGGCAUUUUGGUGUCAGCUUCCUACUCUUCCAACUUCAACCCAGAAGCCUCCACCACUUUGAUAACUGGGUAUCUGUUUAUUGGAUCCCUCUGUUUUGCCAGUGCUGGAAUUCUCUCCAUUACCUCUGAGAAAAUCUCAACCAAACCCUUUGCAUUGAGCAGCUUGGCCUCCAAUGUAGCAAGCUCUGUUGUUGCUAUCAUUGGACUCUUCCUCUUCACCUAUUGCCUGGUAGCCCUGGGGACUGCCUUUCCACACUGUAACUCAGAAAAGAAAUUCCUGUCCUUAUUGUCUUAUUUGGAAUCCCAUCAUUGGAAGAAAGAAGACAAGAACUGUCACCUGGCUUAUAUCAGUGCUAUAAGUGCUCUGGGGAUGAUGCUCCUCUUCACUGUGCUGGAGGCUUUGCUAGCUGUAUAUAGUUCUAUCUUUUGGUGGAUGCAAGUCUACUCCAACAAGCCUGGGGGUACAUUUUUCUUGCCUCAAUCACAAGAUCAUACCCAACUUGCCAAAAACAAUUUGUUGCAAUAAUGGAUUCGAAAUACAGAAGAAGAAAGAAGAAACCUAGUGCUCAUGGCAGAGCACAGCUAGACUUUCCUGAGACCUCAGCCUUGGUAGAUCCUAAUAAACAUCUAAAGAAAAGCUUUUCUGUCGUACUUUCAAUAUGAGUCACUUCAUCUCCAUUGAAAAUCAUUUCCUAAAGUCCAAGUCAGCAAAAUUCGCUGAUUCCACAUUCUGCAAUGACCACAAACUUUAUCAACUUCUCCAAACAGAGUGAACAGACAAUGCUGUUAGAUGAGAAAGCAUGUACUCCUUCAGGGGUGGAAGCUGACAGGGUCAUGUGGCUAGGUAAGGUCCUUCUCUGCAUUACUUGCACAUUCCUUUGCUUAAUUAUUAGACAUUAUGCAUUCCAAGAGCACUUGAGAUCCUUUGAAAAUAUGACAGCCUGUACAAGCUCCUGGGUUUGAUACUCCAGCAAUAAAAAGAAAUAAUAAAUC
This is a messenger RNA of Grammomys surdaster, 1334 nucleotides long. RefSeq names its product membrane spanning 4-domains A7 (gene Ms4a7). Gene Ontology annotation, cellular component: trans-Golgi network; plasma membrane. Bases 154 to 867 code for a protein of 237 amino acids. The transcript is spliced from 7 exons. Gene Ontology annotation, biological process: cell surface receptor signaling pathway. The record is from RefSeq and is a predicted model, not a curated record. Lineage: Eukaryota; Metazoa; Chordata; Mammalia; Rodentia; Muridae.